AUGGAGGCGCCCGCCGGCGUGGCCGCCGCUACAGCAGCCGCCGCCGCCGCCGCCGCCGCCGCAGCAGCAGCAGCAGCCGCCUCUGGCGCCGGCGCCGCCUCCAGCAACUCGAGCGCCAACGCGAGCAGCGCGGGCGGCGGCGGCGGCGGCCCGCCGCCCGACGAGUGGUGGUUCCCGGGCCCGCGCUCGCCCUACACGCCUGCCGAGGCGGUGCUCAUCGCGCUCGUGCUGCUCUGCGUCAUCGUCGGCACCGUCGUGGGCAACGUGCUCGUCUGCGUGGCCGUGUGCCUGGUGCGCAAGCUGCGCCGGCCCUGCAACUACCUGCUGGUCUCGCUGGCCGUCUCCGACCUGUGCGUCGCGCUGCUCGUGAUGCCGAUGGCGCUGCUGUCGGAGAUCUUCGGCGUGUGGAGCUUCGGCCCCGUCGCCUGCGACCUGUGGGUUUCGUUCGACGUGCUCUCGUGCACCGCGUCCAUCCUCAACCUGUGCAUGAUCAGCGUGGACCGCUACUACGCCAUCACGAAGCCGCUCGAGUACGGCGUGCGGCGGACGCCGCGCCGCAUGGUGGCGAGCGUGGCGCUGGUGUGGCUGGGCGCCGCGUGCAUCAGCCUGCCGCCGCUGCUCAUCCUCGGCAACGAGCACGAGGACCCGCACGGCCUGCCGCAGUGCCAGGUGUGCCAGAACUUCGCCUACCAGAUCUACGCCACGCUCGGCUCGUUCUACAUCCCGCUCAGCGUCAUGAUCGUCGUCUACUACAAGAUAUUCCGCGCGGCGCGCAAGAUCGUGCUGGAGGAGCGGCGCGCCCAGUCGCACCUGCGGGCGCACUCCUACCUCGAGAUCAGCGUCGGCAACGGCGGCGGCCCGCCGGAGACGCGGCUCGCCGCCUCCGCCGCGACGGCGGAGGCGGACGCGGCGGCGGCGGUGGACGGUGCCGCCAACGGCAACGGCGCCACCCCCGCCGCCGACGAGCAGUCGUCGUCGUCGCCCGCGGUGAGGGCGCAGCACCAGCAGCAGCAGCACCGUCGUCUCUCACAUCAUGAAUCUUAUGCAAACUUCACUGUGGACGCAUGUGUCCACAACUGCUCUCGUCCUGCAGCUGACGGAAAUAGCACGCCCGUCAUCAGCGGAGAAGACGCAGGUGAGCGGCGCAAGCCGACAGUCGUCAUAACGCCGGCGGCGGCGCGCUGCCAUGUCUCACCGCCGCCAAGACACUGCCCAGCUCAGCUAGGCAACCCAGCAGAACAGCGCUCAAGGCCCACGAGCGCCUUCCACGACACAUGUACUAUUCACUGCCUCACCUAG
This is a messenger RNA of Schistocerca cancellata (South American locust), 1299 nucleotides long. Its product is annotated as 5-hydroxytryptamine receptor 1-like. Lineage: Eukaryota; Metazoa; Arthropoda; Insecta; Orthoptera; Acrididae. Gene Ontology annotation, molecular function: G protein-coupled receptor activity. Gene Ontology annotation, biological process: adenylate cyclase-activating adrenergic receptor signaling pathway. Gene Ontology annotation, cellular component: membrane. The transcript has 3 exons. The record is from RefSeq and is a predicted model, not a curated record. The coding region runs from base 1 to 1299 and encodes 432 amino acids.